Messenger RNA from Falco peregrinus (peregrine falcon), 1375 nucleotides. Its product is annotated as ADP-ribosylation factor-like protein 6-interacting protein 4. NCBI's taxonomy places the organism in Eukaryota, Metazoa, Chordata, Aves, Falconiformes, Falconidae. The coding region runs from base 356 to 865 and encodes 169 amino acids. The transcript has 6 exons. The record is from RefSeq and is a predicted model, not a curated record.
GCGGGAAGCGGCGGCGCGGCCGUAGGCGCCCGUGUGCCGGCCGGCGGGGUGUCCGCCCGGGCCGCCGCUGUGCGGCCGGCAGCGGGGGGUGGGCGCUCCGGCCCCGCAGCGCGGCUGCUGCGGCCGCAAUAGCGCUGCCGCGGGGCUGAGGCCGCGCUGUCGGAGGUGGCGGGGGACCGGGGCUCCGGCGUCCCGUUCCCGUGCGGGAGGCUGGGAGCCUGAACGUGCCCUCGCCGUGGCCCGGUGGGGGCGCUGGGGCUGCCCCUGGGAACGCUCGCCGGUUUCCUCUGUGCCUGCACUGCGCUCUUGUUGGGCUUUUUCCCCUCCGAAAGUCUUCUGGAAGCGAUGUUGUUGAAUGUACUGUUGUCUCUCACUAGGUAUGGAUGGCACAAAGGACGAGAGAAGUAGGGCGCUCUGUGCAACUUCACAGGAAGGGCUGAAAGGCCAAGGAAAAGAAAAAAGGAAACGAAAACGCAGUAGAAGCAGAUCAUCAUCCAUCUCAUCCACAUCGUCUUCUAGCACUACAUCCACUUCUUCCUCCUCAUCGCGUUCAUCAUCAAGAUCGUCAUCUUCAAGUAGCAGAGAUUCUCCUAAGUCUAAAUCAAAGAAAAAGAAAAAAGAAAAACACAACAAAAAGAAAAGGAAAAAGGCCAACAAAAUGAAGAAAAAGAAAGAAAAGAAGAAAAAGAGAGAGAAAACAGGACCUGUCCAGCUUUCCAAGUUCUUUAAAAACAAAAAGAAAAAUGAAAACUACAGCAUGAUAACUGGAAAGAAAAUUAAGAUGCGAAUAAAGAAGACUAAGAAGGAUAUAGAGAGAGACCGGAACCGCGCAGAACUCCUUGAAUUUCUGAAUUCUGCCUUAUAAUGGGAGGAGUGCUGACCAAGGACUUGUAAAUGUACCAAGCCAACAAUCAUGCCUAGCAAAAUGCUGAAGGGAAACUCAGGGAAAAGGACGCCAAGUUUGACAAGACCAGACUCCCCUGCUGAGAAGAUAAUCGGGAUGUCCUUUUUUAAUGGCAAAAUGAAGAGAAACUGAUAACUUGUUCCAUGUCCUCCUAUUGAGAUCCUAAGGUAAUAGCCAGGCUGUGGUGUUUUAGAAGAGCCCAAGUGUGUCACUGCCAAUUAUAAGAAAUGACACGCUGAAGUCCAAUAAUGUAAUUUCUAUCUCAACUGCAUGCAGAAUGCACUCUUAAUUUCAAAUGUCUGAAUGUUUCUAGUCGUUUAAGCAAAGCAGAGUAUUUGUAAAUGUCUAUUUGAAAGAUGAGGCAUUUCUAUAUGUAUAGUUUUUUCCGGUAGUGGUUUUACUUGUCCUAAAGAGCAAGUUGACCUUUGUAAAUAGAACAUGCUUUUACAUAAAUGAUUUUUUGAUGGCUCA